Pseudonaja textilis is the source of this 1143-nucleotide messenger RNA. The record is from RefSeq and is a predicted model, not a curated record. NCBI's taxonomy places the organism in Eukaryota, Metazoa, Chordata, Lepidosauria, Squamata, Elapidae.
GUGCUGCUUGCCUGUGAGUUCUAAGGGAAGCCCAGAGAGAAAAUAAUUAUUAGGAAAACAAUUGCUCACUUCAAGGGGGAACCCACAUCAGCCAGCAUGGAAGAGCAAACCCACAAGAGAGAUUCAGGGCAAGAAGAUGUUGAAGUAGAACCUAUUAGCUGUCUUGUAGAGGAACAAGGAGAAGAAGAAGAAAGAGAAGGUGACCAAAGUCUUCCUGAUUCUAGCAUUUUUAUGGAGGAGCAUCCCCUGACACUUGAUAUGAACCAAACGUUUAGCGAAGAGGUUGGCAAUAUUUCUGGAUUUCAUCCAGGACCUGUUAGUGAAACAUCCAUUGCUACUUACAAAGCAGUCUCCACUGCAAAUGGUUUCCAGGCUGAUGCAGAGGAGGGAAAUCAGCUAAUGGAGGAUUUGUCUCUAAACAAAGAAGAGCUGAAACUAUCACGAGACAGGUUAAUAGCAGAGAGGGCAGAGAAGCGACGGCUGGCAGUGGAGACAAAGCGAAAAGAACAGGAAGAGCGGAAAAGGAAAGAGCAGGAAGAGCAGGAGCAUAUGGAGAAAAUGAGAGAAGAAAUGGAACAGGAGAAGAAAAGGAGGAUUGAGGAGUUUCGUUUAAGAAAACAGCAGCUUGAAGCAGAGCGGCAGCAACAGGAAGAAGAGGCAGAAAGGGAACGACGAGCAGAGAAGGCAGCCCAAGACCAGGCCCGGCGGCAGCAGGAGGAACAGCGUAGGAGAUUUUUGGAGAUACAGAGGAAGAAGCAGGCACAGGAACUGGAACAGGCAGAAGCAGAAAAACGCAGACAGAAAGAAAUAGAAAUGCAACUGGAGGAAGAACAGCGACAGCUAGCAGAGAUGGCCGAGGAGCAAAGGUUGGAAUAUGAGAAGAGGAAAAAGGAGAAAGAAGAGAAAAUGAGGCUUGAGGCUGAGGAGAGAAGGAGAAGAGCUGAGGAAGAGGCUAGAGUUGCUUUGGGAGAAGCAAGAAAGCAAGCGUUAUUACUCUCAAGACAAAUGGCAGAACUGGAGAAGGAGCAACAAUUUCAGUAUCAACUACUUGUAGAAGCCUGUGGACUAGAUCGAAGACAGGAUAUUUCACGUCCGUGGGUUUAUUCCUACUUCGAGCGUUCUUUUACAACAGAAGAUGAUUAA